AUGCCAAGGGUAUCAAGAAUACUCGAGGGACGUCAAACUACUCUUGGUUUUGAUUCAGAGAUCAGCGAGCGAGGGCUAUGUGCGGCUGUCGCUUGUGACCCAGCGCGAGGCGCAACUGCCCGCUACGGGCGCGGACAAGGCGAGGGGGGCUGCGCUCGGAGUGGCAGCGCCCUCACCCCCACAGCCCCGCCACGUCGGCCACCUUCCCCCAGCAGCAGCGCCCCUGCCCCACCGGAGGGGCGCGGGAGGCCGGAGCCCCCGCCCGCCUUUGCCCCGCGGGGCGGCGCGGGCGGGCCCGAGCGGAGCCGUGCGGUGUCGGGGAGGAGCGCGGCAGCGCUCGCAGGAGCACCCAGAGCUCGGCUGUCGGGAUGCGGCCGCGGAGGGGAGGGGAGCGGCAGUGGAGGCACCUUCCCCCGACGAAGAGCCAAGUUAAAUAGCCAGCGCUACGCCGCCGCCUUCCUCUUCCCUCCCGGCUCCGAGCCCUCGGCGAACGCCCCCGUCCCACCCCGCCCCGCCCGGCCGCGGGCGGCGGAGGGCAGCGCGGAGCCAGCCUGCCCCGCGGAGCCAGCCUGCCCCGCGGAGCCAGCCUGCCCCGCGGAGCCGGGACGCCGGCGCUGCCGGGAGGGGCGGGCGCUUGGGAGUCGGUGCCGGAGGCGCCGCGUCCCGCCGAGCCGCCCGACUGAGAGGACUACGACUACGCCAGCUGCAUGGGAGGAGAUGAGCGUGGCGGGGAAGCAGCCUCCUCCAGCACCGCUCGAGCGGCCCGGCAGCCUCCUCGUCCCCACCUGGGCAAGUACCGCUCCCCCUCAGCCCGUCCCGGUGCCAACUCCCGCGGCGGGGCGGGGGUGGGGAGGGUCCCGCCGGCGGCGCUGCCCGAAGAGCGGGAGGGAGGCGCCUGCGGGAGGGACGGCGAGCGGGGCGGUGCGGGCUCGGGAUGCCAGCGGGGCUCUCGCAGGGACGAGGCGGCAGCUGCCGCGGCUACCCGGGCGGGACGGCCGCAUCCCGCCUCCCUCCCGCAGCCGGGCGGCACCGGGGCCCGAGCGCGGCCGGGCGGGACGUGUCCCGGUUGAUCCUGGUCGCGAUUUUCAGCGCGCCGUGACAGGGUGCAGCACUAAAACUGGUAUUGCAUUGUUGUAUGAUGAAGUAUCUGAAAAUGCUUAUGACAUCCGACUGAAGCUUACAAAAGAGGUAUUAACAAUUCAAAAACAAGAUGUCGUCUGUGUUAGUGGAAGUGAUCACAGUGCAAAUCACAGAACUGUUACACUUCGUAGACAACCAGUUGGUGGCUUGGGCUUAAGCAUAAAGGGUGGUGCUGAGCACAAAGUGCCUGUCGUCAUAUCAAAAAUAUUUAAAAACCAAGCAGCUGAACAGACAGGAAUGUUAUUUAUAGGAGAUGCAAUAAUACAGGUUAAUGGUAUAAAUGUAGAAAAUGCUACCCAUGAAGAAGUGGUACACCUACUGCGAAAUGCUGGCGAUGAAGUUACCAUCACAGUUCAAUACCUCAGGGAAGCUCCAUCAUUUUUAAAGCUCCCAUUAGGUUCCCCUGGACCAUCCAGUGAUCACAGCAGUGGAACUUCAUCACCUCUCUUUGACAGUGGCUUACAUUUAAAUGGAAACUCAACUAACACGGCUCCAUCAUCACCUUCUUCACCCAUAGCUAAUGAACCAAAAUAUGAGAAGCGCUGGCUAGACACCUUAUCAGUUCCUCUGUCGAUGGCUCGAAUCUCGAGGUACAAAACCGGAACAGAUAAAUUAAGAUCAAAUGCAUUUGAAGUGCUGGCACUCGAUGGAGUUAGUACUGGGAUACUUCAGUUUUAUACAGCCCAGGAGAGUGCUGACUGGCUGAGAGCAAUGUCAACUAACAUCAGUGAUUUGACACUUCAAAAUAUGAAAAUGGCAAAUAAAUGCUGUUCUCCCUCUGACCAGGUCAUACAUAUGGGAUGGGUAAAUGAGAGACUUGAAGGAACUGAUUCAUCUCAGCUCUACAAAUUCAAGUUUCUGGCCCUGAAGGGUUCAUCCUUCUACAUUUUCAGCACUCCACCGGUGAGCACACUAGACUGGGUACGAGCUGAAAAAAUCUAUAACCUCUGUGAGGUUCUAUUUAAAAUUCACAAGCUCUGGCUUGCUGAUGAUUGCUGGCUACAAGCAAACUUGUAUUUAGGUAUUCACCAGGACUUCGAUCUUGAAGACCAGAGGCCAUAUUGUUUCAGUGUAAUGGUUGGACAUGGCAAGAGCCACUAUUUCAACGUAGAGCUGGGCAAUGAAUUGGCAGUGUGGGAGAAAUCAUUUCAAAGAGCAAUUUUCUUGGAAGUUCAAAGAACAGGGUCUAAAACAUAUAUGUGCAGUUGGCAAGGGGAUACCCUGUGUUUCACAGUCGACUUUGCUCUAGGAUUUACCUGUUUUGACAGUAAAACUAAGAAUGUGCUGUGGAGGUUUAAAUUCUCUCAGCUCAAAGGCUCAUCAGAUGAUGGGAAAACAAGAGUAAAGCUGCUUUUUCAAAAUCUAGACACCAAACAAAUUGAGACAAAGGAACUUGAAUUUCAGGAUCUGACGGCAGUUUUACACUGUAUUCACUCCUUUAUAGCAGCAAAAGUGGCAUCUGUGGAUCCAAUAUUCAUAGACAGUCAGAGUAUUGCAAGAAAAUAUAUGUACAGUAACUGAAACUAGAUUAUAUGUUGUG
Molecule: messenger RNA, 2680 nt
Organism: Vidua chalybeata
Lineage: Eukaryota; Metazoa; Chordata; Aves; Passeriformes; Viduidae
Gene: SNTG2
Product: syntrophin gamma 2
Exons: 17
Coding region: 1-2661 (886 amino acids)
Cellular component (GO): dystrophin-associated glycoprotein complex; intracellular anatomical structure
Molecular function (GO): structural molecule activity; protein binding
Source: RefSeq, a predicted model, not a curated record